Herpailurus yagouaroundi (jaguarundi) is the source of this 2501-nucleotide messenger RNA. It is a transcript of the gene PHLDB3, whose product is annotated as pleckstrin homology like domain family B member 3. Bases 261 to 2210 code for a protein of 649 amino acids. The transcript is spliced from 16 exons. The record is from RefSeq and is a predicted model, not a curated record. NCBI's taxonomy places the organism in Eukaryota, Metazoa, Chordata, Mammalia, Carnivora, Felidae.
UUCCGGGCUGCUGGGGAGGGGGACAGAACAGCUUCUCUCCUCCCUCUUCCCCAGCCACCUGUCCUCUAGACAGAAAAGGCAGCGCCCGGAGCGCAGAGGGAAGCGCGCCGAAGCCUGAGCUGACCCGCCUCCUGGAGCUCUUUUCCACGCGCCCGAGCAGUCGGGAGCUGCUCUGGCCUCGUGGGCCACACCCCCCACGCUGCCAGACCACGCCCCCGGAACGCAAGGGCCAGCCCACUCCGCCGGAGCCCGAAGCGGCCAUGGGGACGCCGAGCGGCCCGGGGGAGGGGUGCCAGCCGGUACCGGAGUGCGACGCGGAGGACCGGCCCCAUGGGGCUACGCAGCCCCAGGUGCACGCGGGGGACACCCACAAGCCGGAGGCGCCCGAGGUCCCCGAGGCCCCCGAGGAGCCCCAGAGAGUGAAGGAGCUUCCCAGCGGCCGAGGAGCUGAGCAGCAGGCUGAGGAAGAGGAAGAAGUGGGAGAAGGCAGCAGCACGGAGAGCAGCCGCGACGCGGGGGAGGCUCCGCCCCCAGCACAGAUCCCGGCCACGGCCCCCGCAUCCACCCAGCCUGGAGAGAAGGUGCGAGGGGCCGCGCGGCGGCUUCGAGAGCAGCAGCUGGAGGCACUGACCCGCGUGGCCCUGAUGGAGCAGCGAGUGAAGGAGCUACAGCGCCAGAGGAAGGAGCUGAGGAUCGAGAUGGAGGUGGAGGUAGCCCUUCUGCGGGGUGAGCUGGCUGGGGAGCGAGUGGCUGCCCGGCGCGAGGAGGAGCAACUCCGGGAGCUGCUUGGACAGCAGGUGGAAACGGAGCAGGGCAGCCGGGAACAGCGGGAACAGGAACAGAAGCAACUGAGCCAGGAGCGGGAUCGGGUGGAGGCUCUUCGCCAGCGACUCCAGGAGGCCCAGGGACAACUCGACUCACAGCCAGAGGACCAGCGUGAGCGACUUCUGCAGGGGGUGCAGGAGAUGAGGGAACAGCUGGAUGUGGCCCAGCAUGCCUACGAGGACCUAGAGUUCCAGCAGCUGGAGCAGGAGAGCCGGCGGGAGGACGAGGACCGGGACAGCCCUGGGGCCCGGGCACUGGACCCCAAGGUCCGGGAACUUCAGGCCAGCGUGGCGCAGCACAGGCGCCGGAUCCAGGUCUUAGAGGAGCAGCUCAAGGCGCUGGGGGAGCAGAUGGCAGCUGAGAGCAGGGGGCUGAGCCAGAAGAAGGAGGAGGCCCUUGAGGCCCUGACGCAGGAACGGAGCCGACUGUUCCAGCUUAACUGCCUUCAGGGAACCCCUGGAGGGGACUUCUCUGAGUCCAGCCAGGCCCUCACUAAGCUCCUGUUCACCCAGAAGACAGACCGCCAGCUGCUGGUGCUGCAGGACCCCGCCGCCCACACCGCCACUGCCACUUCUUCCUGCCUCUUCUCUGUUCACAGCUCUCUGCAGGGCUCCAUCGGCCUCCAGAGGACUGGAAGCCUGCCCCGGAAGAGGGGAGAGAGAGCGAGCCAGAGGGGAUCCCCCCGACCUCUAUCCCUCCACUGUACUGGACCCCUGCAGGCCUCGGCCCUCCCAGCAACAUCGGAAGACUCUGGAAGACACCCACUCUAUCAGCUGCUGAACUGUGGCCCUGGGAACAGCUGUGGGGCCCUCCACCCAGACAUCGCCCGCAUGGAGCGGCUCCUGCAGCAAGCUGUGGCGGAAAGGGAGCGACUGCUCAAGGCCAGGGAAGGGAUGAGAAGAAGCACAGAAGGUUCCUCAGGCCCUGUUGUACCUGCCAUCAUGGCCCCGCCCACGCCCCCACCCCGCCCCCCAGGCCCCCGGGUCUUGGAUCUCAGGCAGCACCUGGAACGCUGGGGCCACAACCCGGAGAACUGCCCGCACGUGAGGGUGUCGGGGGGCUGCUGCCGCGGAUCCCUGGUGAAGAUGGGCGGCCGCAUUAAGACCUGGAAGAAACGGUGGUUCUGGUUUGACCGCCAGGCGCGCCGCCUGGCCUACUACGCCGACAAGGAAGAGACCAAGCUCAAAGGCGUCAUCUACUUCCAGGCCAUAGAGGAAGUCUAUUACGACCACUUACGCUGUGCCUUCAAGAGCCCCAACCCUCGCCUGACGUUCUGCGUGAAAACCUACGAACGCCUCUUCUACAUGGUGGCACCGAGCCCCGAGGCCAUGCGCAUUUGGAUGGACGUCAUCGUGACCGCCGCGGACGAGAAUCACGCCCCCUGAGGGGCCCCGCCCUCCCGGGGGGCGUACUGGCGAGGCUCCGCCCCCGCCCCGCCCGCGGCCUCGCCUGCUGUCGAAAAGCCGCGGGCCCGCCCCUUCGGAACUUCCGGGAAUCCUGCAGGUGCCGCGGCUCGGCGGGCCCGAGCCGCGGCGUUUGGGGCUGCAGGUGCCUUCCCGCUACGGGAAGCCAGCCUCAGGGGCCCUGCCCAGGGCAGGAGGAAGAUUGCAGGGGCGGGAAGGAACUAUUUAUUGGUGCUCCUGUGAUACCGAAUUAAACACGGAGGAAAACAGUGA